This is a messenger RNA of Aegilops tauschii subsp. strangulata, 741 nucleotides long. RefSeq lists its product as uncharacterized. The record is from RefSeq and is a predicted model, not a curated record. Gene Ontology annotation, molecular function: DNA-binding transcription factor activity. Lineage: Eukaryota; Viridiplantae; Streptophyta; Magnoliopsida; Poales; Poaceae.
UCCAUUCAUGGCCACCACUCCACUAUAAAACUCAGUCUCCACCGGCCGCCACUAAGAGCUCACACCUCCUCGUCUCACCAUCUUCUCCGAUUAGUUCAUGGAGGCUCAAGAUCCCUCUUCAGCAGCAGCAGCUCCCCUGGACCUGUCUCUCACGCUGGCCCCCAUGUCACCUUGGGAUAAUCAUCAUUCUCGCGGUGGCGGCCGCCGCCGCGGUGGUGGCGGCAAGAGAUCGAGGCUCUUCUCUUGCCUAUUCUGCGAGAGGAAGUUCUUCAAGUCGCAGGCGCUAGGAGGCCACCAGAACGCGCACCGGAAGGAGCGGGUCAUUGGCAGCUGGAACGCCCACCUGUACCUCCCUGACCAUCAUCGUGACGCCGUGCAAACCACUGCAACCGCGCGCCUUGAUGACAACGACGACCACAAGCUUCAGGAGCUUGAUCUUAACCUCAAGCUUUGAUUAGCUCUAGCUCGUGUGUACGUGUUAUGACCGGCAUAGGGGCUUAGCCCAGUGGGUUAUGGCCCAAGUAUCUUAAUUAGGGGCUUAGCCCAAUUAUCUUAUCGUAUUAGGAUCGUUUGCUUAGGAGUCAAGUAAACCUCUCUAUAUAAGGAGAGGAGAUGUAUCAAUCUAAUCAAGCAAGAAGCAAUCAUAAUUUGCUCGGCUUCCCUUAGGGAGCCGGGAGACCUAAACCCUAGCCGCCUCCUGCCUUCGCCGCCGCUGCUUCCGUCGCAAGGACGGCGCCACGC